This is a messenger RNA of Mytilinidion resinicola, 1323 nucleotides long. RefSeq names its product MFS general substrate transporter. Bases 1 to 1323 code for a protein of 440 amino acids. Gene Ontology annotation, biological process: transmembrane transport. Lineage: Eukaryota; Fungi; Ascomycota; Dothideomycetes; Mytilinidiales; Mytilinidiaceae. The record is from RefSeq and is a predicted model, not a curated record. The transcript has 2 exons. Gene Ontology annotation, cellular component: fungal-type vacuole membrane. Gene Ontology annotation, molecular function: transmembrane transporter activity.
AUGUUUGUGGUCUUCGACUCCCCUCGCCGCCUCUCCGACGACGAACGGCUGCACACCACCGCCGAAAACGCCGACUCCUCCAACGUAACCACCGCAAUCCCCGACGGCGGCCCCGGCUGGACCAUCGUCGCCGCCUGCAGCGUCAUAACCUUCUGGUUCAACGGCUGGAGCGGCGCCUGGGGCGUCCUCCAAACCGCUCUCCUCUCAUCCUCUCUCUCCACCACCACCCCGGCCACCAUGUCCUUCGUCGGCACCCUCUCCAUCGGCAUCUGCGUCGCCUUCGGCCUCUUCAACGUGCGCGCCAUGCUGUUCUUCGGCGCGCGCAACACCGCGCUCUUCGGCAUGCUGCUGCUCGGCGUGGGCCUCAUCACGGCGGGCUUCACGACGGCUAAUCUCGGCGGCUUGUUUGGGACCGCAGGCGCCCUGACGGGGGUCGGCAGUUGCUUUUUGUAUGGAAUCUGCAACAUCCUCCCGACGCAGUACUUCAGCAGCAAGCUCGGACUCGCGAACGGCCUUGUGAAGGCGGGAGGCGGGCUCGGAGGUACCGUUCUCUCGCUCUCGCUGGACGCGUUGAUCCGCCAUGUCGGCAUCGCGUGGAGCUUUCGAAUCAUCGGGAUCCUGACGCUCGCCACGGGGCUGCCAGCAGCGUGGCUGAUCAAAGAGCGCGAGGGCGCGAAGCUGAGGAAGAGCGAGUUUGUGGAGUGGAGCAUGUUCCGCAGCGUACCGUUUACCGCAGUGUUCAUCGCCGCGUCGCUGGCGACCUUCGCGCUGUUCGUGCCGCCGUUCUUCCUCCCGCUUUUCGCGAAGUCGAUUGGGCUGAGUUCGUCGACUGGUGCUGGGCUGGUUGCUGGGUUCGCUUUGUGCACGACGACGGGGAGGUUAAUUGCGGGCCCCCUAUGCGACAAGAUUGGGCCGGUUAAUAUGUUUCUGAUUACGAUGCUGCUGAAUGCGGUCAGUAUGCUUGCGAUCUGGCCGGUGUCGAGCACGCUGGCGCCGCUGAUCAUCUUCGCCAUGCUGAAUGGAGUGGCAAAUGGGGCGUUCUUUACGACGAUGCCGACGGUGGUGGGGACUAUGUUUGGUCCUGGCAGAGCAGCGGUCGCGAUGUCUAUGGCUAUCACGGGGUGGACUGGGGGGUAUGUUAUGGGUGCGCCGAUUGCUGGGUAUCUGCUACAGGCGGCGGGAGGGAAAGUGGAUGGGGGGGUUCAGGGAGUAGAAGUAUAUCGGCCUGCUAUCUUUUAUGCAGGUGGUGUGGCGUUGGUGUCAAGUUUUAUUGUCUUAAUCGCGAGGGUGGCGAUGGAUAGGAAGAUUGUCAAGAGGAUGUGA